AUGCUUGUCUCCUUGCACGCCAGAAUGGCCUGGACUACAUUUGGAUUGACUCGUUAUGUAUCGAUAAAAACUCGUUUGAUGAGGUCUCUCAUGCCAUCAACUCCCUUUCGGAAUAUUUUCAAAAUGCGCGCAUUUGCUUCGUUUACCUAUUCGAUCUGCCCUGCUGCCCGCCUUACGAAUGUGCAAAAACCUGGAAGAAAUCUCUGUUCUGGAAUCGAUCCUGGAGUCUUCAAGAACUCCUGUUCCCUAAGAGAAUCUACUUCUAUGACUGCAAUUGGCACCUUCGAGGGGACACUUCUUCGCUCGCUUUCCAAUCUUUCUUAG
Molecule: messenger RNA, 324 nt
Organism: Colletotrichum costaricense
Lineage: Eukaryota; Fungi; Ascomycota; Sordariomycetes; Glomerellales; Glomerellaceae
Exons: 1
Coding region: 1-324 (107 amino acids)
Source: RefSeq, a predicted model, not a curated record